Drepanopeziza brunnea f. sp. 'multigermtubi' MB_m1 is the source of this 1518-nucleotide messenger RNA. RefSeq lists its product as uncharacterized. Gene Ontology annotation, biological process: mRNA splicing, via spliceosome. The record is from RefSeq and is a predicted model, not a curated record. Lineage: Eukaryota; Fungi; Ascomycota; Leotiomycetes; Helotiales; Drepanopezizaceae. Gene Ontology annotation, cellular component: U4/U6 x U5 tri-snRNP complex.
AUGGAUCGCGGCAAAGCCUCCCCCAUUCUGGCUCCCCGGAGAGAUGCGUCCAGCCGAGUGGAGAAACCCCAGAGUGCGGCAGAGAAAUUGGCGUCGCUGAAGGCCAGAGUCGCAGCAGCAGUCGGCAGCAGCAAAGCGAAGGCAGGGGUCGGUUUAUCCUCUCUUCCUACUACUACGGUGGCUCGAGGUGGUUUGAAUGUCGAUCUACAUCCCGCCCUCCAGGACCUCGGACAGUAUAAACCCUCGAAGAAUAUUGCGCCGAAAUUCGCGACCAGCUUGGGGAACUCCCGUCCGAAAGCUGAGAAGCCUGCUCCCAAAAAGCAGCUGGAUCUGUCUGGGCCCUCGGCGGAGGAGACGCGCAACAAUCCGUAUUUCGAUAUCAGUCUUGGGGGGCAGACAGCGACUUUGAAGAGCAGGCACUCGAGACAGUUGGUCUUUAAUCAGAAGGGAAAAUACAUACAACAAGCAAAUGCUCUACGGAAACAGGCUGCUCUCGAGGCGCUGAAGAAGCGGAUCGCAGAGAACUCGAGAAAGAUUGGCAUAGACGAAGACCUAGACACAGAGAAGAAUUACCUAGUCCAAGCGCCUCCAAGCAUCGAGUGGUGGGACGAAGGGUUAGUAAACGGGGAGAAUUACGACAAAAUCGAUAGCCCGAAUGGUCUCAAGAUUGAUACGGUGGACUCCAUCAUCACGGAAUAUAUUCAACAUCCUGUCCUGCUGGAACCGCCACAAGAAAAGAACAUGCCGGCUCCCAAGCCCCAGUUCCUCACCCCUAAAGAACAGGCCAAACUACGACGUCAAAGGAGAAUGGCAGAGUUGAAGGAGCAGCAGGCCAAGAUCCGCCUCGGUCUGGAGCCCGCGCCCCCACCAAAAGUCAAGAAAGGGAAUCUCAUGCGCGUACUGGGCGAGGAAGCCGUGAAGGAUCCAACGGCAGUCGAGGCCCGAGUCAACCGAGAAAUCGACGCCAGGCUCCAAACACACUUGGAGAUGAACGAGGAGCGCAAGCUCACGAAAGAGCAGCGCCACGAGAAACUCGCCAAGAACCAGGAGAACGACGCCUCCAAGGGCAUCCACCUCAUGGUCUUCAAAAUCGACAACCUGGCCAACGGCAGCCACCGCUACAAGAUCGGCAUCAACGCCGACCAGAUGGCCCUCACCGGCAUCUGCGUCAUGCACCCGCGCUUCAACCUCGUCAUCGUCGAGGGCGGCGAGCACAGUAUCAAAAAGUACCGCAAGCUCAUGAUGCAGCGCAUCGACUGGACCGAGAACUCGCCGACGCGAGCCAAGGAGGGCGGCAAGGCGGAAGAGCUGCAGGACUGGCUGAAGGCGGAGGACGAGAAGGGGGAGCUGAAGGACCUGAAGCUGAACAAGUGCGUCUUGAUCUUCGAGGGCGAGACCAAGAGCAGGGCCUUCCGGAAUUUCAAGAGUAAGCCGUGUGAGACGGAUAGUGCUGCUCGGGAGGCCCUGGGACGGGCGAAGAUGGAGAACUUUUGGGCCCAGGCGAAGAGCAUCAAGUAG